Menidia menidia (Atlantic silverside) is the source of this 641-nucleotide messenger RNA. The record is from the annotation of a GenBank genome assembly. NCBI's taxonomy places the organism in Eukaryota, Metazoa, Chordata, Actinopteri, Atheriniformes, Atherinopsidae.
AUGUGGGGAAUCCCUUCUUUCCCAUCCGGGCAACAGGAAGCGGCUGAGUGGUUCUUCUUCCUUACUUCCGGCUUGCUUUUCUUCUUCGUUGGUUUUGGGGUUAUCGUGUGUGCCAUCUACUGGACGACGGGUUUCCUCCUCCCCGCCGGGUUCUGGAUGCGGCUGGUGGCGGCGGCAGAGGUCCAGCAGGUCCAGCUGGGCGCGGCCGCCUCGCUGACCUGUAACAUCUCCUACCUGUUCGACACCACCUGGCUGAGGCACAGGGCCGGACGCACCCCCGAGGUGGUGGCCAGCGGCGGCCUGCGGGAGGGCCGGCCGCUGCAAGGGUUCCGGCUCAGCCCCCGGUACUCGGUGGGCCUGGCCAACAGGUCUCUGGCUCUGAAGAUCCAGCCCGUGGAGGAGGGAGACCUGGGCCUGUUUUACUGCGUCGCCAUGGUGACCUCGCGGCUGGAGGUCGGAGCCGGGACGCUGCUGCAGGCCGAGCCGCCGGGCCUCCAGACCCCGGGCUUCCGGCACGCCUACUGCGUGGUGGUGGGCUCCGGGCUGCUGGUCAUGACGCUGGCCGUCUGCAUCACGCACUGGAAAACCCGCCAGAGGCAGAGGGGGCCCAGCAGGAACCUCCGCCCAUGAGGGCAGAAGCA